Messenger RNA from Camarhynchus parvulus, 2675 nucleotides. It is a transcript of the gene SLC35F2, whose product is annotated as solute carrier family 35 member F2. The coding region runs from base 354 to 1553 and encodes 399 amino acids. The record is from RefSeq and is a predicted model, not a curated record. The transcript has 8 exons. Gene Ontology annotation, cellular component: membrane. NCBI's taxonomy places the organism in Eukaryota, Metazoa, Chordata, Aves, Passeriformes, Thraupidae. Gene Ontology annotation, molecular function: transmembrane transporter activity. Gene Ontology annotation, biological process: transmembrane transport.
GCACCGGGGCACCGGGCUGGGCUGCUGCCGGGGCCCCGCGGGACAGCGGGAACACCAGCGUGGCGUUGGCGCUACUAAAGCUCCCCACCUACAGCCAGCGGUUGAAGGAAACUGCCGGGCCGGAGCGCGCACAGGAGAAGCAACAUCAGGAGAGCUCCGACCCCCCGUGACCCUCCCGGGGGCGGCCCCUCGGCGGGCACAAAGCCGAGCUCGGCCGCUCUCCGGGGAGCAGAGUGCCGCUGUCCCGGUGCUGCUGCUCAUCCCUUCCUUCCGCCGGGUGCCGCCUUCGCAGCGCCCGCCCUCCAUCGCUCCCUGCCCGCUGCCGGCGGGCGCGGGCCCGGGGCAGCCGCGCCAUGGAGGAGGUGGCCGCUGCUGCCGGGGCACCGCAGCCCGCGGCUGCCGCAGCUGCUGCAGAUGCUGCCGAUGCUGCCGAGCCAUCGCCCGGGGCCGCCGCCUCCUCUCCGCGCCGGCUGCUGGCGCUGCUCGGGGCCAGGCUCUGCACCUGGCAUAUUUGGAAAACUGUAAUUCUGGGCCAGAUGCUCUCCUUGUUUAUCUGUGGGACUGCUGUUACAAGCCAGUACCUGGCAGACAGAUUCCAUGUGAAUACUCCAAUGCUGCAAAGUUUCAUCAACUACUGUUUGCUGCUUCUGGUUUAUACAACAAUGCUGGUAUUUAAGACUGGCAGUGACAGUCUCUGUCAGAUUUUGAAACAGAGGUGGUGGAAGUAUAUUAUUGUGGGACUGGCUGAUGUUGAAGCCAAUUACACGAUUGUAAAAGCCUACCAAUAUACAAACCUCACAAGUGUGCAGCUCCUGGACUGCUUUGGGAUUCCCGUGCUGAUGACUUUGUCCUGGUUCCUUCUCCGAGCAAGAUACAAGCUGAUACAUUUUGUUGCUGUUGCCAUCUGUUUGCUGGGUGUGGGAACAAUGGUGGGUGCAGACAUUUUGGCAGGGAGGGAGGAAGGUGAAGGUAGUGACGUGGUGAUUGGAGAUGUCUUAGUGCUUCUUGCUGCUUCUUUGUAUGCCAUUUCUAAUGUGGGUGAGGAAUACAUUGUGAAAAAUCUGAGCAGAGUGGAGUUUCUAGGAAUGGUGGGCUUGUUUGGGACUAUUAUCAGCGGUCUACAGCUAGCCAUUGUGGAACAUAAGGAGGUAAUGAAAAUUCAGUGGAACUGGAAAAUUGCACUACUGUUCACAGCCUUUGCCCUGUGCAUGUUUGGGCUGUACAGCUUCAUGCCAGUUGUGAUUAAAAUUACCAGUGCAACCUCUGUCAACCUGGCGAUUCUGACUUCAGAUCUCUACAGUCUCUUCCUUGGACUUUACCUGUUUUUUUACAAGUUUUCAGGUCUUUACAUCGUGUCCUUUGUUAUCAUCAUGGUGGGCUUCACGUUGUACUGCGCCGCUCCCGCUCCCACGGCAGAGCCCACGGCCGUGCUGCAGCCCGGCCGCGCCGGCCUGGACAAUGCGGGUCUGAAGCUGGAGGAGAAUGACGGCGAAAGCCCAGCCGUGGCUGUGCAGUUCCCCAGAGAAGAAACUGUGGUGUUCAGCACCAAUUAAAGGAAUGGCAGCACUUCAAAACAGAGAUUUUUUUUUAAUUGCCAAAUUUCCCUCAAAUAUUAAUCCGGAGAACUGUCCUACUGCCAAGGCACAUGUCAUACUGUGCUGGGUUUAAUGCACUUGAUAGACUUUUAAGGCCAGAUCCUCAAUCAGUGAAACUGUAUUGAUUUGCCCUUGCAGAAAAUCUGGCCUUUAGAUGAAGACAGAUUAGUAUUUAUGUGGAGUCUCUGGAAAGUGAGAGACUGUUAUUUUUAAAUGCUUAAUUAACUUAACAACAAAUGCUUGGGGAAAAAAACUAAGCCAAAGCAAGCUCCCAGGUCACUUAAUGGGGAGCAAAUAUGUUUUAUAUUGCAUUAGGGACCUAAAUCUGCAUGAUGCUGUCUGACGGCUUCAUGAUUUCCACCCCUUGGUGCAGGGUGCCCUCAGACAGCAUCUUGCAAAAGCUGCUCAGCUUCUCCCAGGACCUGGUUCAGCAAGCCACAGUACAUUUACACACCUUCUACAUGCCAGUGGACUUCAUUCCUCUGUGGAAGGAUUUGCUGCCUACAUUCCACCCAAAUGUUCGUCUCUUCAUAUUGCUGCAGUCCCUAUCGCCGCUGGGGCUGCAAUGUGUAUUUUAUUUUGAAUUUUGCUAGUAUGGGAAGUUUGAAUAUGUGUUUUUAUAAUUCUUCCUGUUUCUCUCUGUGGCCUUUUGUUUGGUGCAUUCCUGUUAGCUGUGGGGGAGGCAAAGGCAGGCUCUUCCUCUCUUCAGUGGAACUGGAAGUGGAUUUUUUCUGGACGAGGUUUUAACGGAAGUUCACUUCUCAGUGAAUUUCUCCCUGAAACGGGACACACUUCUGCUGAAAGAGCUGUAAUAAAAUGGGCAUUUCUUCAAAAAAUGGAAUCAACUAAACCAACUCUCAUGGCAUCAAUAAUGACAUAAUAUCCAAAAGGUUAGGUGCUUCCAGUAGAUACACUAGCAAUUGUCAUACCCUUCUUUAUAUUUACAAUAAAUGAUGAAAAAAUACAAGGCUGCAGUUUUAAGAUUGGUAAAACCAUACUGGGGUUUUAUUUUAUUUUAUAUUUUGUACAAGCCUUAAGAGCUCAGGUGUAUGAAGUAGAAAAAGAAUAAAGUAUUCAGCA